AUGGAACACUGUAUUGCUGAGGGUUUGAUGUUGAUGUACCUGGCAAUAUGGUGUACAAGGGAAAGUCGUUUCACAACUGCAGGCGAUACAAUUGUUGCUGUGGAUAGCCCUUUUGGACGGUUGGGGCUUACUGUUUGCUAUGAUUUGAGAUUCCCAGAGCUUUAUCAAAUUUUGCGAUUUAAGCAUCAAACACAGGUAUUACUAGUACCAUCUGCAUUCACAAAGAUAACUGGGGAGGCACAUUGGGAAAUUCUCCUCCGUGCUCGUGCAAUUGAGACACAAUGUUAUGUUAUUGCUGCUGCUCAAGCUGGAAAGCACAAUGAAAAAAGAGAAAGCUAUGGUGAUUCUAUAAUUAUUGAUCCAUGGGGAACAGUGAUAGCUCGACUUCCAGAUCGGCUCUCGACUGGAUUUGCAGUUGCAGAUCUUGAUUUAUCAAAAGUUGAGGCUGUGAGAACUCGAAUGCCAAUCUCAGAGCACCGGAAGUUCGACAGCGAUUGGAAAUCCAUGACUCUUUGA
This is a messenger RNA of Miscanthus lutarioriparius, 516 nucleotides long. The record is from the annotation of a GenBank genome assembly. Lineage: Eukaryota; Viridiplantae; Streptophyta; Magnoliopsida; Poales; Poaceae.